AUGGCGGUUUGGCGACUGAAGACUGCUCGCCAUGAGGCUGGAGCGCCGGUCCCACCCCAGAUUCAAAACGCCACUUCGGAAAUCAAGGAACAGGCUCGUCAGGCGUCACCUGAAGACCGCCCAUUCCCUAAUCUGGUGGCAGCAGGAUCGAGGAUGAUAGCCUCAUCGUCUGCCUCGGACCCCAUGAUGCUGGAAGCAGGGCCAGGGACGCAGGCGCCCGCAACGGCUCCAGAACCACUGCCAGAGGAAGCCAACGGCCCAGAGCAUACGCAGGAUUGCUCCAGUCCAGAAAAUGGGCACCUCCCAGAUGGGGAAGCCCAGGCGAUUACCAAGCAAAACAAGGCCGGGGAUGACCAGGCCCAAGAUGCCAGGGAUGUGACGGACAGCUCUGUCCAGCCCAUUUCAUCACCUGCGCCCGUGAGCGAGUCUGCUUCACAAAGGCCACCGGCAAGCCCAGCUGCCACCCAGCCCACAGCCAUGGGCGAUGAAGCAGCUACCACGGAGACCGUGGCGGCGGACGCCAGUGAGCAGCGCGGAACCUCGGCCGCCGGAAAGCUAAAGCGCUUCAACGAACGUAUCCUGCGCAAAGCUGCAGCGCCGCUGCUGCCAGCGAAGGUGCAAGACCAGCCCUCGACCAGGCUGCCAACGCGGAGCCGACGGAUCACGGCACAGCCGCUGUCUAGAGUGCGGGCAUCCAUGCGCGGCGAGAUUCUCGUCAUGAAGCGGCUCGGCAUGCUCCCUGAGCAUUCCAGACCUUCGUCGACGGCCGUUGAAGCUUACGACAGCAUCUCGUUGACAAGCUGA
Molecule: messenger RNA, 804 nt
Organism: Miscanthus lutarioriparius
Lineage: Eukaryota; Viridiplantae; Streptophyta; Magnoliopsida; Poales; Poaceae
Source: the annotation of a GenBank genome assembly